AUGGACAUCGCCACAAAAGAGAAAACAGCCCAUCACGAAAUCUACAUGGUCGAUUCGGAUAGAGUAGGUAACCUGCUAAGCAAGAAAUCAUCAAUGGAGUUAGGUAUUGUGGAGAUUCAUGGUAAGAUUUUUAACAUUUCGGCAAAGGAAGAGCCUCCGAUCGGAAAAUUGAAAGGAGUGCAAGUGGAACUAAAAAUCAAUGCUGCCGUCAACCCGGUUCAACAACCAUGCCGGAGAUUACCGAUACCGCUUCAGAAGCAGGUCGAAGAAAAAUUAGAGGAUUUACUGCGUCAGGAUAUCAUAGAACCGGCUCCAUUGUAUAUUUCUUGGGCUUCGCCUUUGGUAGUAACACCUAAAACCAGUGGCAGAAGCGUACGGUUAUGCGUCGAUAUGCGACGAGCAAAUAAUGCCAUCAUGCCGGAACGUCAUCCUCUGCCAACUUUCGACGAAAUAAUGCCAUACCUUGAAGGAUAUGCCGAAAAAUGUUGUAAGGAGUGCAUUGAAUGUCAGUUGGUUGCACCUUGUGACAAGCCGGAACCUUUGCGAAUUGAAGAACUUCUCUAA
This is a messenger RNA of Malaya genurostris, 564 nucleotides long. RefSeq lists its product as uncharacterized. The record is from RefSeq and is a predicted model, not a curated record. Bases 1 to 564 code for a protein of 187 amino acids. The transcript is spliced from 2 exons. NCBI's taxonomy places the organism in Eukaryota, Metazoa, Arthropoda, Insecta, Diptera, Culicidae.